GAGUGAACUUUGAACCGAACCGGACGAACAGAACCGCGCUUUCUUUGGGGGUAGGACUUCUACUUGAGCCCCUCUAGGGAUCAUUGGCAGGUGGUAUAAAUUCCGACGUUUUGUCCACACAUAAUGAAUCACACAAGUGUCAUCACCGAUAAAACAAGCGUUCCCAUGGUGACAGCUGCAACCAGCCUGAUAAAAAGUCAAAUCGCAGUGAUCCUUGCUAUCUGAAAUUCCAACCCAGUAAAAAGCAAUCGUAGCAGGCGUGACAGUGCAUGCAUUUAAGCUCAAUUUCAAAGCAGUUUUUUCGACAGUUUUGUGAACGGUGCAUGGGAAUCGCUCGAUGUGCACCAGCUGAUCAAACAUAACCUCCAAAACUGGGUGGUAAAGGCAGCAGAAAGCAUCAUCGCCAUCAGAGGGCGGAAAAAGCGAGAAGAUUUUUUAGUUUCAGUGUGUAAAGAGAAAAAGUUCCCAAAACAAACAUGUCGCUCACGGUGCGGAUCAACAAAUUUCAACUCCCAAAGGCGAAAAGCAACCUGCUCGGGCGAGUGGAGUUCAGGGGUGUGGCCCACACAACCACUGAACUGAACUGUAGCACUGAAUUUGUGGAUGUUAAUCAGAGCUUCAUAUGGCCGCUGGCACGGCCGGCCGACGAGGACGAAGCGGUGAUUGUCGAGCUGCGCCAGCAGACGACCAAGAUUCUGCUCAAAACCGGCAUCGGCGGUUCGGCAACGAGUCGAGGCGGAAGUCGCGGAACCAUCACCAGCAGCACCAAAAUCAUCGGCCGGUACGUGAUGCUGAUGCAAGGUUUGCUCCGCGAGGGACGCCUCCACGUUCAGGAUCGCCUGGUGGACCUUUCCAACAAGCCAAUCGAUGCCUAUGUCAGCUUCGACGUGAGCUACCAGAGUCCGGACGACGAAGCCGGCAACUUCGACUCGUCGCACGUGGUCCGAACGUUACGCCAGCAGUCCGGCAGCAGUAUCGACGACGAUCAGCAAAUGCUGCUGGACAUCGAGCAGAACAUUGCCAACCUGGAGAAGAGUUUAACGCAAGGUGAUGGCAGUUCUCCGCAAGUUCCGGGCCGAAGUUCUUUCUCCGGAAAUGGAGGGGGUGGAGGGGGUAAUGGUGGCGGUGGAAGCAGCAAAACGAACAUCCUGAAGCGGGUCAUGUCCUCCGGAUCAACUUCGCUGCAUGAAAAGAGUCAAUAUCCAGCGGUCAAAUACGACAGGGCUUCCUCAGACAACGAAUCCUCCCAAGCCAAGCCGGCCAAGUCCAUUUCGGACAAGAAGGUCACCCUGCGGACGGUGCGGAACUUCAUGAAGCUCGGACGAUCGAGGCAUCCCUCGAGGGAAAGUCGGGACAGCAGCACGGAAGAUGAAGGUCGAUCGUUGAUUACUGAUUCUGAGGACGCCUUGGCGGCUGCCGGAGGUCCGGCCAGUAUGGGUCAGCUGAGCAGCAGCCAUGGGAACGAUCUGUCCACAACGGCCGUCACAAGUCCGAGUACGGUCGGGGGGACUGGCCUGCCUGGAUACGAGAACUUGUCCCAGGCUUGCAGUACCCACUCGAAUGCUUCUAGCGACGGGGACGAGAACACCAACAACGAGAAGCUGAAGAAGAUCAAAAACUUGGCCAAGUGCAACGACCAUCUCAAAUCGCAGGACUUCCAGGUGUGCGUGACGAUCAUCGAGGCGAGGCAGCUCCCGGGCUUGAACAUGGACCCGGUCGUGUGCAUCCAAGUAGGCGAUCAGAAGAAGUACACCAGCGUGAAGGAGAGCACCAACUGUCCGUACUACAACGAGUACUUCGUCUUUGAUUUUCACAUGCCUCCGGUGAUGCUGUUCGACAAAAUCAUUACGCUAUCUGUGCUUCAAAAUCGAGGCGUUUUCCAAACAAACAAACUCGUCGGAUCGUUCAAGUUGGACGUGGCCACGCUUUGGCAUCAGAAAGACCACCAGUUCUACCACAAGUGGGCGCUGCUGACCGAUCCCGAGGACUUCGUUUCCGGUCCGAAGGGGUACCUCAAAUGUGACGUCGGCAUCAUCGGCAAGGGCGACACGGUCAAAGUUCCUCCCAAGUCCGAGAAGGACCCGGACGACAUCGAGGCAAAUCUCCUGCUUCCGGACGGAGUUCCCAUCGAACGGCAACGGGCCAAGUUCAUCGUGAAGAUCUACCGAGCCGAUGGCCUUCCGCGGAUGAACUCCUCGCUGAUGGCGAACGUCAAGCGGGCAUUCACCGGAGAGGCUAAGGACUUGGUCAACCCAUACGUCCAGGUGUCCUUCGCUGGAUUGACCGGCAAGUCCACCGUCAAGAAGGCCUCCUACAGUCCGGUGUGGAACGAGCAGCUGGUGUUCACGGAGAUGUUCCCGCCCCUUUGCCAACGGAUCAAGGUACAGCUACGGGAUGCGGACCCCAUGAAGCCGUCGAUCAUCGGUACGCACUACAUCGAUCUGAAGCAGAUCUCCAACGACGGGGAGAAGGGCUUCCUGCCGACGUAUGGGCCUUCGUUUGUGCAUUUGUACGGUUCGACGAGGGACUACAACCUGCUGGAUCAGCACUCGAAUCUGAACACCGGGCUGGGCGAGGGGGUGAGCUACCGGGCGCGGUUGCUGAUCGCCAUCCGGACCGAGAUCACCGACAAUGUGGAGCUGUUUACGGAUAAGAAUGUCGAGCUCGAGUCCACCCUGCCCAUCUCGGAAUCCUCCUACUGCAAGAACGACGACUUCUUCCUGUUCGGCACCGUCCUGGAGGCGUCGAUGAUCGACCGAAAGGUGUGCGACCGGCCGGUGUUCUUCGAGCUGAGCAUGGGCAACGCCGGCAACUCGCUGGACGGGCACAACGAGAGCGCCACGAACAUGAGCGACGACGACGAGCUGGAAGCGGUGGAUACGACCUCGUACAGCAGUACUACAAGUGCCUCGAAGCCGAUCACGCACGACAAGAACCACUUCUUCCUGCCGUACUGGGACAACAAACCGUGCAUGGACGUGCGGUGCUCGUUUCCGGACCUGAGGCGGCGGAUGUACAACAGCAACAUGAUAGCGAAGAUCACCGAGCGGAUGGAGAUCGGACUGGCGGAGACCAAUCUGCUCAUUGAGGAUGAAGAUCCGACGGCGGAGGUGAAGCUAAGGGCGGUACUGGAAGAGGUGGCAACGAGCUGUAACAAGUACGUCCAGAUUACGAAGGGUGCGUUGGUUGGACCGGGAACGGGUAAGACAAAAUUGGACAAGGAGCGGAUGAAGCUAUGUCAGAGGGAAGUUGAGUCGAUCGGGAACAUGUCGCGGAAUCUACGGGCACUGGUGACCAAGAGUUCGAUGAAGGAACGUUACAAGACGGCUCAUACCUACUUGGGUAAGUUGAAGUUCUUGAUAGAUGAUCCUCAGCACGCGUUGCCGGAUGUGUUUAUCUGGAUGGUGGCAAAUGGGAAACGCGUGGCGUAUCACAGGAUCAGUGCCAGGGAUUUGAUCUACUCCACGAUAGAGGAGGAAACGGGAAUUUACUGUGGGAAGGUUCAGACGAUCUUCCUGAAGUUGCCGGGUAAGCAGGCGGAGGGUCCAGCAGGGUGGCAGGUGAGAGCAAAGCUGCACAUCUACCUCUGGCUAGGGGUGUUGAAACACAAGAAGUCGUUCUACGCUGGGUUGCCGCGAGGGUACGAGCUAUCGUACGAGCUGAAGAACGCGGACAAGCCUAAUGUGUCAGCUCCGACGGAUGUGCGUUACUUGGACAAGCACGUGUUUCAGCUGCGGGCACAUGUCUAUCAGGCGAGGUCGUUGAUCGGAUCGGAUGCCUCGGGAUUGAGCGAUCCGUACGCUACUGUUUAUAUUACGGAGUUCUCGCGAACUACGCAGGUAAUCGAGGAAACGCUGAGCCCAACGUGGGACGAGCAGCUGGUGUUCGACGACAUUGUGAUCUACGGUGCGAAAGAGGAGAUCAAGAAGGAUCCUCCAACGAUUGUGAUAGAUAUCUAUGAUCAGGAUAAAGUUGGCAAGUCUGAAUUCAUCGGAAGGGCGUUGGCUAAGCCGAGGAUCAAGCUGAAAGAUAACCACUACUCGAACCCGGUGCUUGAGUGGUUUGAGAUCACGCGGGGACUGGACAAUGCUGGAGAACUGUUGGCGGCCUUUGAAAUGCUGGAGCUAGGAUCGGACGACAUCCCAAGACUGACGGAUCCGAAGUACAUCGCGACGGAAUUCCGAGGUGAUAAGACAGGACCAUCGACGAUGACGAUCCUUCCAGUACCGAGAGAGGUUCGACCGAACUUAGCCCGGUUCCGCAUCGAAGUUCUGUUCUGGGGUUUGCGGGAUCUGAAGCGGGUACACUUCAUGACGGUGGAUAAGCCGCGGAUAGACAUCGAAUGUUCGGGGAAAAUACUCAACUCCAGCAUCAUCCAGAACGCUAAGAAGAAUCCAAACUUUGCCAACAUGCUCAAGUUCUUUGAUCUGGAACUUCCGCUUGAGGAACGGUACGCUCCACCCAUUACGAUUCGUGCCGUAGAUUGUCGAUCAUUCGGACGAUACACCCUCGUAGGAACCCACCAAAUAACAUCCAUUCACAAGUACAUGCAUCGACCUCCUCCGAAGGACGACACAAGGCGUAUGAAUCAGAACGGUCAAAUAGUGCUGUCAAAGCAAAAGGACAUGAUAGGUAACAAUACGACGAUGCCCAACGAUAGUUCCAUGAUGAAAUCGAUCUCUGGCGACAACCUCACGCUGUACGGAGCUGCCUGCGUAAGCAAAGUAGUCAAAAGCAAGAAAACCAAGCGGAAACUGGAACAUGAAGACACCUUUGAUGCAGAGGACGACGAUGAAUCCAGCAAAGACUGGUGGACUAAGUACUUCCUAUCGUAUGAGCGACUGAUUGAAGCCUCGAAGCCAUCGGCAAGCUCCCGAGCGCUGGAGAACCACAUUCCAACAGCCGAAGGUGGCAAAAAAUUGGGCGUGAAGACGUCCAAACUGGUGUCCAAGCUAAGUCCGAAAUCAACCCCGAAGAAGAUAGCCAGUUCGAACACUGCCACCUGCCACAUCUAUCCUACCGAACUGGAAACGCUACCCGAGUACAACAACUUCAAGGAAUGGCUCCUAUCCUUCCCGCUGUAUCGAGGCAAGAAGACCGGUGACAGCACAGAAGAUGAAAACCGAAUAGUGGGCUUCUUCAAGGGAGCGAUCAAGGUGUACAAGCUUCCGAUCGAGAAGGGAAUGGAGCCUGCCUUCGCCCCAACGCUUCCUCUGAACGAUCCGAUCCACGUUCUGGUUCGGGUCUACAUCGUCAAAGCCACCGACCUGCAUCCGAUGGAUUUGAACGGCAAGGCCGAUCCGUACGUAGUGCUCCAGCUGGGCAGUAAACGGAUUUCCGACAAGGAGAACUACGUCAGCAAGCAGCUGAACCCGGUGUUCGGCAAGUGUUUCGAAAUCGAGGCGACCUUCCCGCAGGACUCGAUGCUAACGGUGCAAAUCUACGACUGGGACCUGGUGGGAUCGGACGACCUGAUCGGUGAGACAAAGAUCGACCUGGAGAACCGCUUCUACAGCAAACACCGAGCGAUGUGCGGGAUUGCCGCACGCUAUGAAGACACUGGGUACAAUCAGUGGCGCGAUCCGAUGAAGCCAACGCAGAUCCUCACCAAGUUGUGCAAGGAGAACAAACUGGAACCACCGCAGUACCAGCAGGAUCGAGUCUCGAUCGGUCGGUACUGCUUCACGUUCACCAACGAGGAGAUCCAGACGUGGAAUCAACCGACGACGUGUAAGUUCCGCGACGAGCAUCUGGCCCUGGCCGUCCUGCACCGGUGGGAUGAAGUUCCUCGAGUUGGUUGUAAGAUUGUUCCGGAGCACAUCGAGUCCCGAUCGCUGUACAGCGCGGAUAAGCCGGGAAUUGAACAGGGUAAACUGGAGAUGUGGGUCGACAUGUUCCCCAUGGAUAUGCCCCUUCCGGGACCCCCGGUCGACAUAUCGCCUCGCAAACCCAAGUCCUACGAGCUGCGGGUGGUCAUCUGGAAUACGGACGACGUAGUGCUGGAGGACGAUGCGUUCUUCACCGGCGAAAAAAUGUCCGACAUCUACGUGAAAGGAUGGCUCAAAGGUCCGCAGGACAUUCAGGCGACGGACAUCCACUACCGCUCCCUCACCGGCGAAGGCAACUUCAACUGGCGCUUCAUCUACCCGUUCGAAUACCUGGCGGCGGAAGAACGAAUCGUCCUCUCCCGGAAGGAGUCCCUCUUCAGCUGGGACGAAACCGAGGUCAAGAUCCCGGCCCGCCUGGAACUCCAGGUGUGGGACGCGGAUCACUUCUCGGCGGACGACUUCCUGGGAGCGAUCUCCCUCAACCUGAACCGCUUCCCGCGGGGUGCCAAGUCAUCCAAACUGUGCACCCUGGAUAUGCUCAAGACGGACAACGUGCCGACGGUGAACAUCUUCAAGCAGAAGCGCGUCCGCGGUUGGUGGCCGUUCUUCAUCAAGAAGGAGAACGACGAAAUGGAGCUCACUGGGAAGGUCGAGGCGGAGAUUCACCUGCUGACGAAGGACGAGGCGGAGAAGAAUCCGGCCGGGUACGGGCGGAACGAGCCGGAUCCGCUGGAGAAACCGAACCGCCCGGACGCGUCCUUCAUGUGGUUCCUGAACCCGCUCAAGUCGAUCCGGUACAUCAUCUGGCACAACUACAAGUGGCGCAUCAUCAAGGGCCUCAUCAUCAUCGGGCUGGCCAUCCUGAUACUGCUGUUCUUCUACGCCAUCCCGGGCUACUCGGUCAAGCGGAUGCUCGGGGCGUAAAUGGGUUUCCAACUUUAUUUUCCAAAGAUUACAUAUUCCGUUUCAAGACUGUACUUUACUUGGAUAGUUUGACGCUUUUCGUUUUUGUGCCGAUCAAAGUAGGCAACUUAACCUCAUUUACAAUUUUCACGAUUCCUUUGAUCUUUUGGUAGAAACUUUAUGAAAAUAACAUCGAACAGCAGCACAGCGCUAUUGCAUAUCAGUAUUAAUCGUUGAUGGUAACGAAUCAAAGUAGGCCGUGGUGUACAAAGAUUAGAACGAAUUCUCGAUAAACAAAACAAUGACGAUUUUUGUAAAUAGAGUGACCAGAGCGUUUAUCGUUUUUUCCAAUCAAAGUCAUUUAGAAGUUUCUCUUUAGGAUUUCAUCCACUUUUGAGCCGCACGUAGCGAACGGAAUUCAGAAUCAGAUACCUUUCAAUCUUUUCAACAAUUCAAUUUUUGCCAAUCAUUCAAUCUUUGCAAAGCAAAAUGGCGCUACUUUUGAGCUUACUUAGAGCCGAUAGUUAGUGUGCGAUCAAACUAAUGGAUAGAUAUAUCAAAUUCCCAGGCAUAUCGCACGAAACCUUAUACAGACAGUAGCGAACUAGAGUGAG
Messenger RNA from Aedes aegypti (yellow fever mosquito), 7345 nucleotides. Its product is annotated as otoferlin-like. Bases 477 to 6752 code for a protein of 2091 amino acids. The transcript is spliced from 18 exons. Gene Ontology annotation, cellular component: membrane. Gene Ontology annotation, biological process: plasma membrane organization. Lineage: Eukaryota; Metazoa; Arthropoda; Insecta; Diptera; Culicidae. The record is from RefSeq and is a predicted model, not a curated record.